Synchiropus splendidus (mandarinfish) is the source of this 1198-nucleotide messenger RNA. RefSeq names its product lin-37 DREAM MuvB core complex component (gene lin37). The coding region runs from base 283 to 1017 and encodes 244 amino acids. The record is from RefSeq and is a predicted model, not a curated record. The transcript has 9 exons. Lineage: Eukaryota; Metazoa; Chordata; Actinopteri; Syngnathiformes; Callionymidae. Gene Ontology annotation, biological process: negative regulation of transcription by RNA polymerase II. Gene Ontology annotation, cellular component: transcription repressor complex; Myb complex.
CGCGCGGAAGAGGAAAGUCUUGUCGCUGCCGUGUAUAAUAAUCUUAGCAGCUACUAAGCUAAAGCGUUUAGCACGACGGAGUGAGUGACAUUAUCACAUUUAUUAACCGUUUUGGAGGAGUGUGACGACAAAAUAGCAGCACUUUGUUGGGCUCCAGAGAAGCAAGUUGGAGUUUGCGCAUACAAUUGAUCGCCAGCAACGCUACUAAGCGAACGACCUAUUGUCUACUUGCCAAGGUUGUGUUUCAGCUAUAUUCUGAAGAAAAGGUCCGUAAAGCUCAAUAUGCACCACGUCAAGAUUAAAUCUGAAAGAUCAGACUCGGAGUGCAGUGGAGCGCGCAGCCGGCUUGAUGCUGUGUUAAAAGGACUGGUGGAAAAAAGUAACAGUGAACGGGAGCAAAAUGAGUGUGACGCCGGGAAGCUGUCAGUGGAGUCACUGAACAAGGACCUUUCACCAUUAUCAGCCUCAAAAAGGCAGUCGUCCAGAUUUUCACAGCAUCGGAGAAAGAAACGGAAGGAGAUGGAUGACGGAAUACCAGAGAGCAACCAGCAUAAACAAAAUGCCUACAUCAUCAAGCUGUUUGACCGCAGCGUGGAUUUGGCCCAGUUCAACACCGCCACGCCUCUCUAUCCUAUCUGCCGCGCCUGGAUGAGGAACAAUCCCACUGUUCGAGAACCAGAUGUCAGUUCAAUAAGUCCUUCUCACAGCAUGCCAGAAGACGAGGUUGCAGACAUGAUGAAUGGAAAAGAUCAGAAUGUUUACAAACUCCCUCCUCCUGUUGUGGGGCCCUGCACUUCAUCUGGGGAGCCGAUCAAUCUGAGAAUCCCACCUAGUGAAAAACCCGCCAUAAGUACGUCGACUCAGUCUGCACCUGCCUCUGGAUCUCUGCUGUGCGACCAUAUGGAGCGCUGGAAAAGAAUCAGACAGAAGUGGAAGGAGUGCUCCAACAGGAACCAGCUGAGGUACGGGGAGAGCAUCAAGAUCCUCAAGGAAAUGAAGGACCUCUACGAUCAUUAGUGAGGACAACAGACAAGCAGGAACUGGUGGGAUUGUUUUACUGGACAAUGAGCUCGCCACAGAUGUGUGGUGACGUGUUUCAUUUGUCACUCAUUUAUGGCAGUUGCUUCUUGAUGCCUUUUGUUUUUUUUAACCUUCCAUUCACUGAGAUUGUAGCCUCAAAUAAAUGACUGCAGUUGUG